This is a messenger RNA of Babesia ovata, 1248 nucleotides long. RefSeq names its product signal peptide containing protein, putative. The transcript is spliced from 2 exons. The record is from RefSeq and is a predicted model, not a curated record. Lineage: Eukaryota; Apicomplexa; Aconoidasida; Piroplasmida; Babesiidae. Bases 1 to 1248 code for a protein of 415 amino acids.
AUGAUGCUGAAGCUGUUCUGCGCCGCGAACCUGCUGCUGCUGUGUCUCGCGCCCAGCUUCGCUAGGUCGGAAGUCGGACGCGAGAACCCGGGGGCGGUCAUCGAUGAAUUCGAGGCCGUUGUCACCCUCACCGAGGACGACACCUCGAAGGCUGACGAAGUUAACAAUGAAGCUCUUACCUUUGAUGCUGGCGAGUACAUGAGCGACCUCCGCAACGCCGCUGCCGGCAAGAUCGCAAUGGACCCUGAGAAGGUGUACACCGCACAGGCUAUGCUUCCGCUCGGCGAGGUGCUGGUUCUGGCCACCGCAAGCGGCUGCUCUAUUCUCGGCGACCCCGAGGGGGAGUUUACCGGAAGGGAGGAACCGCUCGAGUUCUCCUUCCGUGUGGCGGACCUCGAGGACUGCGGGAAGGUCACUGAGAGCAUUGUCAGCAGCCUCCAGGCUGAAGUCGCUGCAGAAUGGUCGAGUCUUACAGGCAACUCCGCUGAUGCAGGCGUCGUUUCUACCACUUCAAUGCAAGAUAUAGGUAUGAGGAAGGGCAACAAGAGCUCCGAGAACCGCGGCAACUUCGGCAUUGGGGUACAGGACCUCGCCAACGCAUACCUCGCGGCCAACCUCGAGAUCAAGCUCAUUCCGACCACCUCUGAAGGCAUCGUUGUGAUGCACUUUGACAUCACCAACACCACCACCGCGCAGGAGAUCACCGAGAUGAUGUCCAGCGUGGACCCCGAGAAGCUCAGACAGCUGGAGGCCGCACUCGAGAAGGCGAAGGACACCUUCAACAACGCUUCCACCGAGGAUUUGAACAGAAUGGAAGAGGAGCUCAAAACGCUUAUUGCAAAGGAGAACGAGAAGCUCCAAAAGGACCUGGAGGACGGAAAGGAGAUGCUCGAGCAACUCAGCAGCGACAGCGUCGCUGAGAUAGAGUGCUCCGCAUUGGCUCUGGACGACUGUAACGCAGUCUCUAAGUGUGGUGUAGUGAAGCUAAAUGGCAAGGAGUCGUGCGCCGUCGCCCCUAAGACCGUAUACCUGCUCAUGGAGACCGGCUGCAGCCUGCAGUCCAAGGCCGGACUCAUGUCCAUCGCCCGCGACCUAGUCAGCUCUGGCAUUAUGUCCGAGGCCAACCACCAAACGCUCAGGCAGAGCUUCGACCUGGCGCGCAUCUGCAACGCCAUAGUCCACACAUACAUGUCGGCCGAUAUCGUUGAAACGGAGUCACACGAGACCAGAGAAGCCUUUGAUCUCUAA